UGUUAGGGCCACCGGGAACCGGUGCUGCAGGGGGCUGUGCGAGAGGCGGUGCCUUCGCUUCCGGUUCCGGUCUGGUCUUCGCUCCGGCUCCGGCUCCGGCUCCGGCUCCGGGAGGGCGGGGGAGAUGCUGCGGGCUCCCAGGGGGCUGGCCGGAUCCGCAUUCCUGAAACUCGCAUUUGCGGCGCGUACCAUGGCUGGAGAGCCCACGGUCUUGCUCCCUGAACUCCGUGCACUUCUAGCCUCGGGCCGGGCCCGGCUCAUCGACGUGAGAUCUCGGGAGGAGGCGGCAGCUGGGACCAUCCCUGGGGCUCUCAACAUCCCGGUGAUAGAGUUGGAAACUGCCCUGCAGAUGGAGCCAGCUGCUUUCAAGGCUUUGUACUCCACCGAGAAACCAAAGCUGGAAGAUGAGAACCUCAUUUUCUUCUGUCAGAGGGGCAAGCGGGGCUUUCAAGCCACACAGUUGGCCCGGGGCCUUGGAUACAAAGGGGCUAGGAACUACGAAGGCGCCUAUAGUGAAUGGUUCCAGAAAGAAGGUUAGGUAGAAGGUAGCUUACUGAAUGCUCCCUCCACCUGCCCAUGGCCUCCUUCGCUAAGAGUGAUGAGGGGGCUGACUUGCUGGGUUGGGCAGCUUCUUACAGUGCUGUGCACCGAAAGCAACAAAUAAAGAGCAGUUAAUUAAAGUAUUGGAAGCACUUAAUUUGUCAGAACUGAAAACAGUUCUAAUCUUAACCUAGACUUCAUUUCAGCCCUAAGUUCUUCUUCCAGCAUUCAUCUGCUCCUCCACCCUCACACACCAAAACCAAAACAAAAAUGAAAACACCCAGCAGUUUGCUGAGAGACUAUAAUUCAAGAUCACCUGGCAGUUUGUUUAUUUAUUUAUUGGCUGCGUUGGGUCUUGGCUGCUGCGCGAAGGCUACUCUUCGUUGAGGUGUGUGGGCUUCUUACUGCAGUGGCUUCUCUUGUUGCGGAGCACGGGAUUUAGGUGCGUGAGCCCAGUACUUGUGGCACAUGGGCUUAGUUGCUCCGCAGCAUGUGGGAUCUUCCCGGACCAGGGCUCGAACCGGUGUCCCCUGCAUUGGCAGGUGGAUUCUUAACUACUGCACCACCAGGGAAGCCCGCACCUG
Messenger RNA from Kogia breviceps (pygmy sperm whale), 1124 nucleotides. It is a transcript of the gene TSTD1, whose product is annotated as thiosulfate sulfurtransferase like domain containing 1. The record is from RefSeq and is a predicted model, not a curated record. Gene Ontology annotation, molecular function: thiosulfate-thiol sulfurtransferase activity. Lineage: Eukaryota; Metazoa; Chordata; Mammalia; Artiodactyla; Physeteridae. Gene Ontology annotation, cellular component: cytoplasm.